This is a messenger RNA of Cordyceps militaris CM01, 1365 nucleotides long. Its product is annotated as Guanine deaminase. The coding region runs from base 1 to 1365 and encodes 454 amino acids. Gene Ontology annotation, biological process: guanine metabolic process. Gene Ontology annotation, molecular function: zinc ion binding; guanine deaminase activity. The record is from RefSeq and is a predicted model, not a curated record. The transcript has a single exon. NCBI's taxonomy places the organism in Eukaryota, Fungi, Ascomycota, Sordariomycetes, Hypocreales, Cordycipitaceae. Gene Ontology annotation, cellular component: cytosol.
AUGUCAGAGUUCGAUUAUCGGGCUUUUUACGGAACCGUUGUUCACUCGGCAAGCUUGAAAGAAAUUGCCAUCCUCGAGGAUGCCUUGCUCGUGGUCGACGACUGCGGCACCAUCGUCGCUCUCGAAGCAAACGUGCAGAGUGAAGAGGUCUCCGGAAGACUCGAGGCUCUAAAUGCUGCCCAGAGCUGGUUUACCGAGUUGAAAAAAGGACAAUUCAUCAUGCCAGGCUUCGUAGACACGCAUAACCACGCACCGCAGUGGCUCCAUCGCGGACAGGGACAGGGCCUCCAGAUCCUCGAAUGGCUCAAUCAAGUUGCUUUUCACAACGAGUCACUAUUCAAAGACGCCAAUCACGCAUGGAGAGUGUACCGUAUGGUCGUCAAAGGCAUGAUCCGACAAGGUGUCACCACUGCGAGCUACUAUGGUUCUCUGCACGGCGAGGCUACCAAGAUUCUCGCAGACGUAUGCCGCGACUGGGGUCAACGAGCACUCGUUGGAAAGUGCAACAUGGCCCGUAACGCGCCCGACUUCUAUGUCGAUGACAGCGUCGAGGAGUCGCUUGCGGUGACGCGCGACUGCAUACAACACAUCAAGAAUCUCGACCCCAAGGGGGAGCUCCUCCGUCAUGUCCUGACACCGCGCUUCGCCAUUUGCUGCGACGAGGCUCUGCUCGCGGGCCUCGGCGACAUCGCCCAAGAGAACCCGACCAUGGCCAUCCAGACGCACUUUAACGAGUCCGAGCAGGAAAAGAACUUCACCAUGACCCUGUUCCCGCAGUUCACCAACGAGGCCGACCUCUACGAAAAGUUCCACCUCCUCAACGAGCGCUCCAUCCUCGCCCACUGCACCAUCAUGACGCCCUACGAGACGCAGCGCCUUCAGGACCUCAACUGUGGCGUCGCGCACUGCCCGACCUCCAACAUGACGGUCGGCGGCGGCUUCAUGGCCGCCCACGUCAAGGACUUUUUGCGCCGCGGCAUCAAGGUCGGCCUCGGCACAGACUCCGGCGGCGGCUAUUCCGUCUCUAUGCUCAACGCGAUGCGCCACGCCUUGAUCAACUCCUUUGCGCGCGACUCUUUGGACACGCGUGAUGGCAGCGCGGCGCUGACAUUGGAUGAGGCCUUUCACAUGGCGACGAUUGGCGGCGCGCGCGUCGUCGGCUUCGGCGAUGAGGUUGGUGACUUCGCGGUCGGCAAGCAGUUUGAUGCGCUUCUGGUUGACGUAACGCACACCAGCGGCGGCAUUACCGCGCCACUAGAAGAGGCUGAUACACUGCGGACGAUACUGGAAAAGUUCAUCAUGACAGGCGAUGAUCGAAACAUAACUCAGGUUUAUGUUCGGGGGCGACUUAUCCACAGCUGCUAG